Messenger RNA from Hydra vulgaris (swiftwater hydra), 9582 nucleotides. Its product is annotated as polycystin-1-like protein 2. Gene Ontology annotation, cellular component: membrane. Gene Ontology annotation, biological process: detection of mechanical stimulus. Gene Ontology annotation, molecular function: calcium channel activity; protein binding; calcium ion binding. The record is from RefSeq and is a predicted model, not a curated record. NCBI's taxonomy places the organism in Eukaryota, Metazoa, Cnidaria, Hydrozoa, Anthoathecata, Hydridae.
UAUAACUCUAAAACUGAAGAAUGAUUCGUUGUGUUGUGCUGGUUGUAGUUCUAUUGUUCUAUGUGGUUGGAAAUAAUGUAAGUGAAUGCAAUUCAACUAUAAGCAGUGGGCAAACUAAUGGUUGUAUGCAAGCGACAUAUGAUGGAAAUGCUAACGGAGCUUGUUGUUAUUUUCCAUUUAUUUAUGGUGGGCAAGUUUAUAAUAACUGUACAAUAGUUGACUGGGACUCAUAUUGGUGUUCAACAACUCCUAGUUUUGAUAAUGAUGGAAUGUGGGGUGUCUGUUUAGGAUCAGAGUGGAGUUGGUCAGAAUGGGGAACAUGGUCUAAUUGCUCUGUGUCUUGUGGUAAUGGUACUAUGAGCAGAACUAGAGUAUGCCUUAAUAUCAAUUUUUGUGUUGGAAAUACAAUUGAUAUACUGAGUUGCUAUGGCAACUGCACAGCAGGGUUACAAUCUAGCUGGUUAGAUUGGGGCAGUUGGUCUAAUUGCUCUUCAUCUUGUGGCUUUGGAACUAUGAAUAGAACAAGGGUAUGUUCUGGUAGAACCAAGUCAUGCAUUGGAAACAACAUUGAAUCAAUUAAUUGUUACAACAAUCGAUCCUGUACAGGUUCUUGUGUGCAAACAACAUAUGGUGGAAAUUCAAAUGGAGCUUGUUGCUAUUUUCCAUUUGUGUUUUCCGGAAGAUUAUUCUACAACUGUACAAUGUAUGGCUGGACUGCAUAUUGGUGUGGAACAACUUCUAACUAUGAUAAAGAUAGGAUGUGGGGUUUAUGUGUUGGUUGGGCUGAUUGGAGUGCUUGGUCUAGUUGUGGUGUAUCUUGUGGUAAUGGAACUAUGAGUAGAACAAGAGUAUGUCUUGGUGCAGUCAAUUUAUGUGUUGGAAACAGCAGUGAAAUAGCAAGUUGUUACCUAAAUAAAACUUGUCCGGGUCUACAGUCAAGUUGGGGAUUUUGGAGUGCAUGGUCUAAUUGUAGUGUAGAUUGUGGUAAUGGAACUAUGAAUAGAACAAGAGUAUGUCUUGGUACAGUCGAUUCAUGUUUUGGAAAUAGCAGUGAAAUAGCAAGCUGUUACCUAAAUAUAACAUGUCCAGGUCUUCAGUCAAGUUGGGGAUUUUGGAGUGCAUGGUCUAAUUGUAGUGUAUCUUGUGGCAAUGGAACUAUGAAUAGAACAAGAGUAUGUCUUGGUGCAGUCAAUUCAUGUGUUGGAAACAGCAGUGAAAUAGCAAGUUGUUACCUAAAUAUAACAUGUCCAGGUCUUCAGUCAAGUUGGGGAUUUUGGAGUGCAUGGUCUAAUUGUGGUGUAUCUUGUGGCAAUGGAACUAUGAACAGAACAAGAGUAUGUCUUGGUGCAGUCAAUUCAUGUGUUGGAAACAGCAGUGAAAUAGCAAGUUGUUACCUAAAUACAACAUGUCCAGGGCUUCAGUCAAGUUGGGGAAGUUGGAGUGCCUGGUCUAAUUGUGGUGUAUCUUGUGGUAAUGGAACUAUGAAUAGAACAAGAGUAUGUCUUGGUGCAGUCAAUUCAUGUGUUGGAAACAGCAGUGAAAUAGCAAGUUGUUACCUAAAUAUAACAUGUCCAGGAUUUGAAUCUGGUUGGGGAAAUUGGAAUGCAUGGUCUAUUUGUGAUGUAUCUUGUGGUAAUGGAUCUAUGAGUAGAACAAGAAUAUGUAAUGGUUUGAUCAGUUCAUGUGUUGGAAGCAGUAUUGAAAUUGCUCAUUGUUACCACAAUGUAACUUGUCCAGUUCAAUGCAACAUAUUUUCUCAAAUCAAAAGUUAUUUUAUUGUUCCUGAAAAAGUAUAUAAAAAUACAAUGUUUGAUAUUGUUUUCAUUCUUCAGAAUCUUGAUGUUUACUGCUUUAAUUCUUCAGUUUUCAAAAUUGAUGCAUCAACUUUGUCUUGGGAGCUUGAAUUAAAUUUUGGCGAUGAAACAUCGAAUUUGGGGGAUAAAAAAAAUUACAUAAACAGUUCACUUUACACGUUUAAUCAUAGUUAUGUUGAAUGUGGGAAGUAUACUAUACAGUUCAUAAUCAAGCCUUGCAAUUCAAUCUUUUUGUUUACAAAUCCUGAAAUAAUUGACUAUGCUAUUGUUACAGUAUUUUGUGUUAUGUCAUCAAUCAAAAUAACAACAAAUCCAAUUUCAGAAACAUAUCCUUAUUUAGCUCUACCUUUAAAAAAAGAAUUAACAUUGUCAGUAUGUCAAGAGUUUGGUUCUUAUAUCAUAUACACUGUCGAUUGGGGUGAUGAUUUUUUCCAGUUAAGUGACCAGUCACAAAGACAAAGUCCUUUGAUUUUUACUUUAUCACACACAUAUAAAAAUGUUGGAAACUAUACCGUUAUUAUAAAUGCAAAGAAUGCAUUGCAAGUAACAAGUAAUAAAAUUUAUAUUCAAAUUCUAAAUUGUACUUUUCCACAAAUUACUUUCAAAUAUGGAACCAUAGAAAAUCCUUUGCAAGUCUUGAGUGUUAAUAAAGAUUUUGUUGCAUAUGUAGAUGAAGACAGUAAUAUUUGUUUACCAUCAAGUAUCAGUAUUUAUUGGAUAUUAACAGGAAAUAAUACAACAAAUAAAUCUGAUGGACUUUUAGCAAACAAGAAAAUUGUGUAUUCUUUAAGAAACAAUUUGGAUAUUGGACCAUAUAAUUUAUCAUUAGUGUUUACAUACAAUAUGAUUACAGUCACAUUUGUUUCUUAUUUUAUGAUUAUUGAUUUGCCUUUUUAUAUUGAAAUAAGUAAUGGUGCAUUCUGUACGAUUGCUUACAACCAGAGGCAAGGUGUCAAUAUUUCUUACCAAAAUUUUACUAUCAGUGCUCUUGUGAGUUCAGGAGGUAGUCAGCCAAAAAUAGUAUAUCAAGGAUUUCUAUAUAAAUGGAAAUGCCGAAUUGUAAGCAACAUGUCGUUUGCUUUAAACAGCUUGGAAGCUAGUAAAAUGACUAAUUUAGCAUUUGAAUCCAAUACUUGUUUUAAUGAAUCAUGGAUGGACUUAUCUUUUGAUGGACCAGAGCUUAAAUUUAGUACGUAUAUGUUUUUAGAAGGAGUAGCAUACCAAUUUCAAGUUGUUGCAACAAAUCUUGUUGGAAAAUACGUACAGAGCAGCUUUUUUAUUCAAGAAAUUACUUUUAGCCCUGGUGAAUUACCAAAUGGAAAGAUUAAUUGUAUAACAAAUUGUGCAGAAAAGUUAAACAUAAGAGAUCAUGUUAUUUAUUAUUUUUCUUGUUUGAACUGCGAUGAAUCCCAAUUGUCUUAUAUUUGGGAAGUCUUGAAUGAUGAUGGUGAAUGGCCUGAAGAGUUAUUACAAGAAAAUUCAACAACAACAGGCUUUAAAAACUCUUAUCUUGUAAUAAAUGUUGAAACAUUGUUGACUUCAAAAAACUACACUUUUAUACUAAAAGUUGGAUAUAUUGAGUCUCCUUAUAAAGCUUUGUUUAAAAUCAAAAAACAAACAUCAUCAAUACCUCUUCCAGGAACUUGUUUUGUAAGCCCUCAACAAGGAUAUGCUAUAAUUACAAAAUUUAAAAUCAUUUGUCAAGAUUGGACAGAUAAAGAGAAUAGUAUAUUAAAAUAUCAGUUCUUUUAUGACAAUGGUGUUGCAGAGAAAUACACUAUGACAACAAAUGGUGAUAUAGGUUACCCAUUGUUAAAUGCCAAAUCUCUUGAUGAUCCGAUGCUGAUAGAUUUUGCAUUGGGUCCUGGUAACAUGAGUAAAAAUUACUCAAUUGCAAUACUUAUCAGAGUUGUUGGAGUUUAUAACGCCUUCACGAAAUAUCCUGACAUUUAUAUUCAGGUUUUCCCAUAUGAAAAAAAUGUUUCCAAAGUACUUGCUGAUAUUAGCAUUAUUGACACAUUCACAUUUUCCAGUAUUCUUCAUGCUAUAUCUUACACUUUAAAUGAUCAUUCAGAUAUUUUGAAAAUGUUGAACUCAGAAGCUGUUGACAAUUUAACUGGUUUUACCAAUGUAAAUGAUGAAAUGGUGCAACAGAAAGAAUAUAUGGUGGUUCAACUGCAAAAUGUUCGCACCAAUAUUGUUGACUUGCUUCAUUCAGCACCGCUGAAAGAUUUAGUUGAUAUAAAAGAUGUUGGUGAUGUUUUAGCAACUGUUUUACAUGUCCCAGAGGAAUUGACGCUUGAGACAAAGACUAAUGCAGUGGAUAUCAUUACAAAAAUGUCUUCUCUACUGACAGAAGAAAAUAUAAAAAGUAUUGGCCCUCAUAUUUAUGAUCAGAUUAUGCAACCUUUUAUUUUUUCAAUCUCACACUUGUUUAGUGCAAUAGCUAACUUGAAUGAUACUGUAAAAUCAGUUGAAAUUGAAGCUUCAACCACACAAGCUGGUCCCUUAUCUGAACAGGUUAAAAAUAAUUCUGAAUCAGUCCUAAAACUCAUUCAAUCUAUGGAUGAUUAUUUUAAUGGUUUGCAAUACUACAUUGCUAAUGAUGAAAAUCCUACAAUUGGUGAUACACCUUCAUUUAGGUUUUUUGUUAAAAAAUUUUAUGGAGAUGGGUUGAAAAAUAUUUCAUCAGACGAAUAUGAGGAUGAGCUAUUAGAAGAAAAUGAUGAUGAACAAAGUGGUUUUUCUAUUGAGAACCUUACUAGUCUUUUGAAUGAUUCAAUAAAAUAUUCAAGUCUUAUUAUAAAGAACCUUAAUUUGAAGAAUCAAUCAUUUACAUGGGAUUUAGAACGUUCUAGAAAUAUUAUUUCUGAAAAUCAAAUUUUAUACUUGAGCACAACAAGUGGAGAAAAAAUUGAAUUGAAAAACUUGACAUCUAUGAUUGAUAUUUCAAUAAAAAAUAUUCCAGAGAAAAUGAUUGGUCAAAACAUAUCGCUACCAAUGCCAAACAAUGUUAAAAUGAACUUCAUUAAUAUAUCAUCUGCUGAAUGCAAACUAAUGAUGAAGUUUGUAGCAUUAAAUGAUCCACAAAACAAGACUAACCUAAUUGUUUAUAUUCAAUAUGGAAAAGCUCCAACAAAUGAUGAUUAUGAUAUCAAAUUAAACAUUUCAACUAGAGAUGGUACUGAUCUUAUUAUUGGGAAUAAUACACCACAUUCCAAUUUGUCUAUAAAUAUUCAACGAAGUCAAAAAUAUAGACUGUUAAAAGAUGGGUCAAUUAUAUUAUGGGAUUUUCAUAAUUCCACAUAUUCUUUUUUAAACAAAAAAUAUCUUUAUUUAUCUUACUUUUAUGUUGGACCAAUGCCUGAAAAGAUAUUGGAAUCAAAUCUGUAUACAUUUGAUGAAAAGGAAUUUUAUGGAGCAUUUCUUUAUGAGAUAAAAUCUUUUUGUGUUGAAUGCAAUUAUUGGAAUGAAAGUAAUAACAAGUGGAUGUCAGAUGGAUGUGAGCUAGACUUAUUCACAGUUACAUUCUUGGUCACUAAAUGCAAAUGUAACCAUUUGACUGCAUUUGGAGGAUUUUAUGUUGCACCAAAUAUAGUACCUACUCCUACUUUAGCAUUACUGAAAGCAGGCUACACUCUGCUUGCUGUAGUAGUUUCUGUUAUUUUUCUGUGGGUUGUAAGUUUGGUGUUUGCAAGAAGAUUUGACAAAAGUGACAUAAAAAAGGUUGGAGUUUGUCCACUGAUUGAUAACCAUGAUGAAGAAUGUUAUCUUUAUCAAAUAACAGUGACUACAGGUAGUCGAAGAAAUGCUGGUACGAAAUCAAAUAUUUUCUUCAAAAUUGUGGGAGAUUUAGGUGACUCUGGAAAUCGGCGUUUAAAAGAUUCUCAUAGGGUUUGUUUCCAAAGAUCUAAUGUAGAUAUUUUUAUAAUGACAACAACAGUCUGUCUUGGUGAUCUAAGCUAUAUGCAACUUUGGCAUGACAACACUGGAGGUGGAUGGUACUUAAGAGAUAUUGAGGUUGUAGAUCUUCAAACAGAAGAACAUUUUUAUUUUAUGGCAAAUUGUUGGAUAGCUGUUGAUCAAGACAACAGCUCACUAGAUCUUGUUUUGCCAGUCUCUGGAAAAGAGAAUAUUACAAGUUUCAACUACCUUUUUUUUUCAAAUGCUCGGAACGGUUUCACUGAUGAGCAUUUAUGGCUUUCUAUUGUGACACGUUUACCCAUUAGUAAUUUUACAAGAUGCCAAAGGAUUUCUGUUUCUGUCUGUUUGUUAAUGACAUCGAUGACAGCAAGUGCAAUGUUUUUUGAGAAAGUACCACCAAGCAGUCCAGCAACAGAAAAUAAAAUAGGAGUAUUCACAUUUACAACAAAGCAGUUGUAUGUUGGAAUUGUUUCUGCUUUUAUUACUCUACCUGUCAAUAUUUUGCUGACUCAUUUAUUUCGUAUGGUUCAACCUAUUUAUCAAGAGACAGUUGUUUGCGAACCAUUAGUUGAGCAUAAUCAAUCUAGAUUCAAAAAUUUAAAAUUUGAAAACAUGGAAGAUGGAUUUUCGAAAAAAUUAAUGUCACAAACUAAAAAACCGUUUUAUUUUCCACAUUGGUUUUUAUACAUCUCUUGGAUUAUUUGCAUUACAACAAUUUUAGGAUUAGGAUAUGUUAUACUACUUUAUGGAAUGGCAUUUGGUAAUAAAAAAUCAUUGGAUUGGUUGGCCAGCAUUUCUUUAGGAUUGAUCCAUGACAUUAUACUACUUCAACCUAUGAAAAUAUUUCUUUUUUCUAUUCUUGCUGCACUUGCUUCCAAAUCUAUAGUUACUAAAGAAAAGUUUGUGCUCUAUAUGCAAGGAAAAAAGCUUGCUUGUGAUGAAAAUUGGCUUCAUAGUAGUAAGAAUGAAGAAGCAAUAACUGAAAGAAUUGAUGAAAUCAGGGUGCCUCCUCCAAUCCCUUUAAUUGAAAGUAUGAAGGCAGCUCAUUUAACAGAAUUAAAGAUGCAAUCAAUUACUUGGGAGCUGUUAAUGUACUUUUUGUUUUCUAUAGUGGUUUUUUAUCUUGGUUAUGUAUCACGUGGAAGUUAUCCAUAUCAUCAAACUUGUGAUGUAGAAGAACUUUUUAAUUUAAAAAUAAGACCUACAAUGACAGCAGAUAAGUUUAAAGUCUUUGAAACGCUUCAAUCUUCAGAUGACUUUUGGCCUUGGAUGGAUUCUUUUUUUCUUCCUCUACUUCAUUCUGAACCUUGGUUUAAUCUUAGUGACAGAUACAAAGAUUAUGACAACAUGAACUUUCCUGGAAAAGUAUUUUUGCCAGAUCUUAUGUCAAAGGUUGUUAAUGGAAUAAGAAUCAGACAGGUUCGAGUUAAAAAAGACUCCUGUAUAAUGUCAACUGAGAUAUCCGCAUUAUUCAAAAUUCCUUGUCUAUCAGAUUAUAAAAUGAAUGUUGAAGAAGUUCAAGAUUUUGACUUUGAUUGGCAAAAACCAAAAAAGUAUUCUUCUCCAAUCAAUCCUUUAACAAUGCCAUGGAGGUACCAAACUUCUGAAGAGUUAGAUGGAUAUCCACUUUCUGCUACUUUGGAAAUUUACAGCGGUGGAGGAUAUGUAGUGGAAAUUUUUCCAAAAUGGAAAAACAAAGAUGUUAUUAAUGAACUAAAACAAAAAAAAUGGAUUGAUCGCCAAACACGAGCUUUGAUCAUUGAGUUUGCUUUAUUUAAUGCAGCCACAAAUUAUUUUACUAUGGUUACUAUUGUGUUUGAGAUUCCUUCUUUUGGUGGAAUGGUGCCUUACUUUGAUGUAACUACAUUUAAUCUCUACACAUCUACAACAGAAAAUUCGUUUGUAACUAUUGGCUUACAAAUUAUAUUUCUACUUUUGAUGUUUGUUUUUACCACACGUGAAUUUAAGUUAUUAUACAAAAAAAGGUGGAGUUAUUUUCAUGAAUUUUGGAAUGUUAUUGAAGCUGUACUUGUGGUACUCUCCAUACUUGCUGUUAUUUUCUUUUUUUAUAAAGUGCAACUUGUUAAAAACCUUCUUCGUCGUUUACCAAAAAAACAACCACAAAAGUUUAUCAACUUUCAAUUUGCUUCAUACUGGGAUAUAAUGUACACUUACAUUGUCUCACUUCUUGUUUUUUUUGUGACAUUAAAAUUUAUAAAACUUCUUCGAUUUAAUCGACGAGUUUCAUUGCUCUCCUCUACAUUGAAUGUUGCGUUUUAUCCACUUUCAAUGCUUGGGAUUACUUUUGUUGUAGCUCUUAUUGCCAUAAUAUCAUUUUGUACCAUUGUAUUUGGGGUCUUACUGGAAGGUUAUCAAACAUAUCUGGGAACAAUUUCUUCAGUAAUAUCAUUGUUUCUGGGAAAGUUCAGCUUUUAUACUUUUGUAAAUGCUAGCCCUGUGCUUGGUCCCCUGUUUUUUUUAGGGUUUAAUAUUUUCAUGAUUUGGAUACUUAUGAGCAUGUUUAUAUCUAUACUAAAUGAUUCUUUGGUAUGUGUGCAUUCAAAUAAAGAUUUUCAAAACAAUGAUUAUGAGAUGCUAGACUAUUUUCUAACUCGUUUUAAAGCAUGGUUUGGAUUGAAUACAAAAAAUUACUCAACAAACUUGCUGCCGUUAGGGUUGGAUGUUGCACAACAAAGAUCUGACAACUUUGAUUAUCCUAAUGUACCAUCGAGGCAAGACUCGUUGCAUUUGUCAGAAAUUUACAGCAUGACCUGGUUCGCCUAUGAAGUUCCUUAUGAAAUUGUUAUAGAACAAGAAGACGACAAAAACAUGAACAAAAUGGAAGAAAAAUUUAUUGAUUGCUUACAUAUUUUGUAUAAACGUAAAUUCUUACAAGCUAAAAAAUGAUUGAAUGAAGUUCGUAGAAGCUAAUAAAUGAUUGGAUGAAAUAAUUUUAAUAUAAAAUAAAAUGCGGUGUGGCAAUUGCUUAGCACGUUGUGUUACGUAUAUGUAGAGUUCCUAACCGUCUCUCGUAAUGACUGGGAUAAUCCCGGAGAGGAGACGCAUUUUCGGGGCAAUCUACUUUUUGCCUCAAAAAUAGGUUUAUGUGAGUAAAUGGAUUUAAUUUACUCAUAUUUUUUCGAAAAAAUUUAAAUUUAAAAAUUAAGCUUUGAGAUUCUUUAAAUGGAACAUGUUAAAGUUAUAAAUUACAUAUCUCAGGUUACUGAUAGAUUUGUAAUUAAUAGUAAUAAUAUAUAAUAGUAAAUUAUAAACAUUUUCAAUUUUUAUUUCUGUUUUGCUGAAUAUAAAUAUAUAAGAUUUUAACUUAACAUAUUUAAUAAGUAAUGGUUUUAACAUAAUUUUCAUCUUUUCUCGUUUGUCAUCCUUCCUCUUCGAGUUUCAAAGUUUUCUGAAACUAUUAAGGAUUAAUUAAAUAUUUUGUAACAUUUGUUGGUAAAUGUUAAAACAUCUCCUCCUCCGCAAAAAGCAAAUCAAAGUAAAAAAUUUUUUUUUUUUUUGUAAUAAUAUCAACAAUAAUUUUAGGCCAGUCUCUGUUACUAUUCUGCAUUUUUAAUAAAAAAAAUUUUUUUAUUUGAAAAUAUCUCUAUCAGCAACCCUACGUAUACGUAACAUGAUGCCUUUAUUGUUUUACGUAAGGUUUUUAAAACACGUUACGCUUUGCAACAUAAACUAACAUCGCGUAAAAUGUUUGUUUGUUUGUUGUUUUUUUUAACAUUUCAAGAAACACUUUAAUUUUGUGUAACUUUUUUUAGCACAUGUUUAAUGAUUGUAUUAAUGAAAAACACCGAAAGUUUUUUUAAAUUUUAAUUAUUUUAUUGGUUAC